AAUUUAGCCAAGAGUUUAUAUGGCAAUUGAGAGCUUCAAUUUUGUAGGCACAUCGCCGGGCAUGGACUCCAAUCUUCCCGCCGACGAAUCCCAGCUCGAUCUCUACACCAUACCAAGCCGCUCAAGCUGGUUCUCCUGGGACGACAUCCACGAAACAGAGAAAUCCUCGCUCAGAGAGUUCUUCGAUGUAAGUUCCAUCACAAGAACGCCCAAAAUCUACAAAGAGUACAGAGAUUUCAUCAUCUCCAAGUUCAGAGAAGAGCCUUCCAGGAGGCUCACCUUCACGGAGGUCCGUAAAUCACUGGUCGGCGACGUUUUUUUGCUUCGAAAGGUGUUCUGCUUCUUGGAGAAUUGGGGACUGAUCAAUUUUGGUGCACCCUCCAGUGACGAUUCGGUGGUGGAGGGGGAGGAGAGAGAGGAGAGGUGUAAGGUUAGGGUUGAGGAAGGGGCUCCCAAUGGGGUUCGGGUCGUGGAAGUUCCGAAUUCGUUGAGACCUGUUCUGGUGCCGCCUGUGACCGUGAGUAAUGGUGAUGAAGUGGUGGAGAGUGGGUUCAAAUUGCCAUCUUUGGCGUCUUAUACGGAUGUGUACAGUGAGAAGGAAUUGUUGUGUGGGAAUUGUAAAGAACGCUGUGAUUCGGGACACUAUAAGCAUACUAAGGAAGGAAGUUUCAUAAUUUGUGUAAAAUGCUUCAAAAAUGGAAAUUAUGGGGAGAACAAGUCCGUGGAUGAUUUCAAGUUCAUUGAUUUCAUUCCAGACAAAGGGAAUAAUGAAGCUGCCUGGACUGAAGCAGAAACUCUUCUUCUUUUAGAAUCUGUUUUGAAGCAUGGGGAUGACUGGGAGCUUGUUGCUCAAACUGUUAAAACAAAGGCUAAACUGGAUUGCAUUUCAAAGCUUAUACAGCUGCCCUUUGGGGAUCUUAUGGUGGGAUCUGCUCAUAGAAGGGGUGGAUUUUGGGACGCUGAUGGAAACAUGAGCAGUGACAAACAAGUACAAUUAGUGUCAUCUGAGUCUCAAGAGGUUAUCAGAACAGAGGAUCAAUACGAUAAGCCUAAGGAUGAGAGUCAGCAGAAUGGAGAUGCAGAGAACAAUGGACCUCCUUUAAAGAGAAAACGCAUUGCACCACCUUCAGAUGCCAGUAGUUCACUGAUGAAACAGGUUGCUCUCAUCUCUACCAUGGUUGGGCCAUAUAUUACAGCUUCUGCAGCUGAGGCUGCAGUUACAGUACUUUGCAAUGAAAACCAAUGUACAAGAGAGAUAUUUGAUGGCGAUGAUAAUGUGGCCGAUGAGUUAGGACCUACUCAAAAUAUCGAGAAUGAAAGAGUCCUUCAGAUUGAAGACUCGGAGAUGGAAGGAAGGAACAUUCAACCAGAAACUCAUGAUACAUCCUUUGAGGAGGAUCCUAUGCCUAUUACUUUGCGUAUGAGAGCUGCAACAGCAACAGCUCUUGGUGCUGCUGCUGCUCAUGCCAAGUUAUUGGCAGAUCAGGAAGACAGAGAAAUAGAAUAUUUAGUGGCAAACAUAAUUGAGAUGCAGUUGAAGAAAUUGCAUCGCAAAAUCAAGCAUUUUGAACAUCUGGAGCUGAUAAUGGAGAAGGAAUAUGCCCAAGUGGUGGAACUGGAAGAGUCUGUCACAGCAGAGAGGAUUAAUGUCUUACAAAAGGUAUUCAAUGCUGGGAUAUCUAUUUGGAGGGAUAAUACUUUAGUAAAAUCUCAGACGGGUGGUACUUUGAUGGAGUUCUAGUUGAGAUUAGCCUAAUUUUUUUCUAGAUGUCAUGUAAGGAAGUAAAGAAAAAAGGAUAUUCAACAUAAAUUUGCUGGGCUUCUAAUGUAUGUAUCAUCUUUGGUUCUUCAUGAAAAAUUGCUUAAAAUCAAUUUUGUUUACUUCCAACUA
This is a messenger RNA of Cornus florida, 1891 nucleotides long. Its product is annotated as SWI/SNF complex subunit SWI3A. Gene Ontology annotation, molecular function: protein binding. The record is from RefSeq and is a predicted model, not a curated record. NCBI's taxonomy places the organism in Eukaryota, Viridiplantae, Streptophyta, Magnoliopsida, Cornales, Cornaceae. The coding region runs from base 20 to 1741 and encodes 573 amino acids. The transcript has 7 exons.